Molecule: messenger RNA, 1354 nt
Organism: Emericellopsis atlantica
Lineage: Eukaryota; Fungi; Ascomycota; Sordariomycetes; Hypocreales; Bionectriaceae
Exons: 1
Coding region: 81-1103 (340 amino acids)
Source: RefSeq, a predicted model, not a curated record
CAGACUAUCAAUAUUAUAUAUAAAGUCCCAGGACCAACGCUGACGCGCAUUCUCCCCCAUAGCUGAGCAGGAACCUCGCAAUGGCGGACGGCCGUACCACAGGGGAUUCGACGCCCCGUCCUACUGAGGCAAGCUCAGACACCAAGGGCGACAACAAGACCAAGAAACGCAGAUUCUUUGGUCUAGGGACAAAGAAGACCGACCAAGGAGAGAGUGCGGCCUCGACCACACCUAGUGCGUCCAAGAACACGACAUCUCCCACGCCUGCUUCGCAAACCGAGCCCCCUCUGUCGCCGACGAGACAAACCUCGGAAUCCCCGCAGGUCGCGUCGCCAGCGCGAUCCCAGAUCUUCGAACGCGACGUCCAAGACCCUACGAUCCCCCAAGCCAACUCGCCUGCCAUCCCUACGCACAUCCAGACUGAGAACCACAUCCCCGCAGUUCUUGAUGAUGCCUCGGAGGCCAUCACCAACCGCAAGCUUGAUCCCGACGCGGUCGAGAUCGUCACGCACACCUCACACCAGCCUGCAUCUGUGGCUGUCACGGGUGCCGCCCCUACGCCAGCUGCCUCUACACCUCAUGAUCAGACGGCUACGGAGUGGGCGCGGGAGUUGAACUCAUUCGUCGAUCGCCAGUCCUCAGCUCAGUCGCCCGACAGCGUCUCCAAUUACGGCUCUCUUGACUCGGCUGAUGUGCGCCGUUUGUCGUUCAUCUCGUUCGCCGAUGUUGUGCAAGCUGAGCACGGUCCUCCGCUGAGCGGCGUUGGAUCUCGCGAGAGCAUUCACGGUGCGGGGUUGACCUCUCUGCCUACAUCGGGCUUCAACCGUUCGCCAUCGCCUAUUCGGUCGCCAGUAUCAAGCCAGGGCCCCGGCACCAGCCCGCCGACCAGCAACCCUGGUAGCAUACGUGGUAUCGAGAUGAGUCCGGCUCGGAAGCCUUUGGGUACUCCUGGCAGUGGCAGCUUGGGUCUGGUGCCGCCAGGUCAGACGGGCCAACUGAACGUCGAGACGAUGAGCCAGGCUUUGCGGCGAACGACCAGCACGGACUUUAGCAAAGUCAGGAGCAUCCCCACGAGCCCGGUAGACGGACCAGGGUCGAGGUGAUUUUUUUCGUUCUUGUAAGCGAGGUGUUAUUUCAGGGUGUUGGAGCAAACUGUUCCCAAGGCUUUCGUUCCCGGCGCUGUCAUGGUUGCUGGAGCUUUCUUUUCCGGUAUCUCAAAGUUGGCUGUGUCCUUUCCAUGGAGGUAGUAAUCCUCGGUUUCUGCGUAUUCAUAUUAUAUCCAAUGGUUAUCAUGGGCGUCUUCGUAUUGACCGUUCAGCAUUCGUGGUGCGAGAGCAUUGUAGGAUUUGUACCC